This is a messenger RNA of Chiloscyllium plagiosum (whitespotted bambooshark), 576 nucleotides long. The record is from RefSeq and is a predicted model, not a curated record. Lineage: Eukaryota; Metazoa; Chordata; Chondrichthyes; Orectolobiformes; Hemiscylliidae.
AUGAGUUCAACAAAACUGAAGUCUCAUUAUGAAAUGGGUGGGCAGGAGUCAGUUCCACUGCUGCAGAAGAAGAUAAAUGAUCUGAGCAACACAGGAAAAUCAGGCGCAGGGAAAUCCACCUUCCUCAAUGCGAUGAGAGGGCUUAAGAUAGAUGAUGAGGGAGCAGCCAAAACUGGGACGAUCGAAACCACAAUGGAGCCAAUCGGAUACACACAUCCAAGACUACUUCAUGUUAUUUUCUGGGAUCUGCCAGGAAUUGUAACAGAUGAAUUCCUGCGAAACAAAUACGUGAGGGAAAUGAAAUUUAAAAGAUUUGAUUUCUUCAUUAUUAUCUCAGCCUGUCGAUUCUCUGAAAAUGAUACAAAACUUGCCAAAGAGAUUAAACAGCUGAAGAAGAAUUUCUACUUCAUUCGAUCGAAGAUUGAUGAUGAUCUUGAUUCGUUGAGCAAAGGAGAGAGGAAUUUUAAUGAAUAGGAAGAACUGGAGAAGAUGAGGCAUGACUGUGUCAGCCACUUGCAAGAUGCAGGGAUCCCAUCACCCCGAGUGUACCUGAUAUCAAGCUUUGGUUUGAAUUAG